Messenger RNA from Naegleria lovaniensis, 1005 nucleotides. RefSeq lists its product as uncharacterized. The transcript has 2 exons. The record is from RefSeq and is a predicted model, not a curated record. Bases 1 to 1005 code for a protein of 334 amino acids. NCBI's taxonomy places the organism in Eukaryota, Heterolobosea, Eutetramitea, Acrasida, Naegleriidae.
AUGCUUCGAAUGGAUUCAGUUAUAGUCAGCAACACAACUCAAAUUGCUACACAACCCAUAGCGUUAGGAUUCAAUAUUGUAAUGAUGAAUGAUGAGAACCCAAAUAACCAGGAUGGCCAGAAUUCACAAUUAUAUUCGGAAUGCGAUAAUAAAGACCGAGAUCAAGUACGAUUUAUUGUCAUGAGUGAUAGUCAUCAAUUCUAUAAGAAUCAUUUGAAACAUUUGAGUGAUGUAUUAUUAAAACAAAAUUCAAAAUUCGGAGAGGUAUUGUUGAAACAGAAAAUCCACCACGAAAAUGAUUCUGGAAAUGAUCCACAUUGUUGUCAACAAUUGUUGUUGUUGGAUCAAGAACAACAUCAUCACUCGAACAAACACAACAAACAAUACAAUGUUUUAUUGCAUUGUGGUGAUUUUGGAUUUUAUGGAAAGGAAAAAAGUUUACACAAUUUCAAUAAUGAAUUUCUUGCAAAUGUCAAAGACAUGUUUGAUGCCAUUAUUGUGAUAUUGGGAAAUCAUGAUCAUCCAUUCAUGGAAGCAAUGGAUUUUAACGUGGCAAAUUUCAAACACUUGUACUUGUCCAAUGCCACUCAUUUGUUGUUUGACUCGGCAGUUUCACUUUUUAAUGACCGAGUGAAAAUUCAUGGAGUGUCAUGGCAAUCGAAAGAGGAGCACACUUUUUGCUUUCAUCAAUAUCCAUCGGAGCUACAUGAAGAGCUUGUACAACGAUUGAAAAUGAAAAAGCUGUUGAAAAUUGAAAAGGAUACGAAUAUUUUGCUGAGUCACGAGCCUCCACAAGGAAACUUAGAUGAUGGCUCAGGAAGUAAGGCUCUAUCUCAGUAUAUUCUGAAUGCUUCUGGCCAAGCGUUGAAAGUGGUGGCAUUUGGACAUGUUCAUAGCAAGUAUGGCUAUGAAACAACAAAAGCAAAAGGCAACAGAACUGUGCACAUGAUCAAUGCGGCUGUAAAUAUGUCGAAUGCUCCCGUUUAUUUCGACUAUUUUCUGUAG